This is a messenger RNA of Sesamum indicum (sesame), 1043 nucleotides long. RefSeq names its product nucleolar-like protein. NCBI's taxonomy places the organism in Eukaryota, Viridiplantae, Streptophyta, Magnoliopsida, Lamiales, Pedaliaceae. Gene Ontology annotation, biological process: ribosomal large subunit biogenesis. The record is from RefSeq and is a predicted model, not a curated record. Gene Ontology annotation, cellular component: nucleolus.
CCCUACCCAUGAGUGGGAAAAAUUGGUACUAGGGUUUAGCGAUUUCUUGGAAAACAAUGAAUCGGGACAAAUAUCUUACUCUUAAACCCUAGCCCUUUUCUUGAAAGCCCUAAAAUUUGGGAGCGAGCGAGGGAGUAAUACAAUGGGUGGUUCAAGGAGAAAGUACAAGCGAUCGAAGCCGAAAGUACGAGUCGGAUUGCCGAAGAAAAAUCCUCACAUAUUCAAGCCGGCAUUCAAUCUUCCUCCGAAAUUGAAAUCUCUUCUGGACCCCCUUUCGCAAUGGGAUGAGAAGGCCAGCGUCAUCGAGAAUUACAAGUCAUUCGGCGUUGUUUCGAAUCCCAAUUUCCUAGGCGUACGGUCCCGUACACCUCACAUCGUCGAGAGUGAUGCUCUCCAGGUGCCUCCCUCUGGGGACGGCGUCGUAUCUGAGUUCGAGCCUAUUGAAAGCGGCAGCGACCUCGAAGAAGAUGACUUAAAAUCAGCUCUAGGAAAGAAGCGGACUGAUGGCAAACACACGCCCCUUCAACCACUUACAGCCAUGCAACGGAUUCAUGUAGGCUGCCUGGUGGAGAAAUACGGGGAUGAUUAUCAGAGCAUGUUCAUGGAUACCAAACUGAACAAGAUGCAACAUUCAGUAGCAACACUUGAGAAACUAUGCAAACGUUAUCAUAUGCACAAAGAUAAAAACCCCUUGAUUGUGGGAUCUUGAAAGCGAUUGAUUCAAACAAGAAAAUACGCUGCUGGUUGUGCAGCUGUGAACUCAGCCUCUAUCUCAUCAACUCUUCUAGUUGCUGGUUUCAGUUGAUCAGAUUCUCAUGUGUAAUCUUUAUAAUUUUGUUACUGAUGAUUUGAAUUACUGAAAUAGUAUAUGUUCUUAGAUUAGUGGUUAACUUUCGUGUCCUUGUGAUCUGUGCUCUGUGGAUGUUGGCAUUCACACGCCUGGUAAUUGAAAAUUUAUGGUGUACUUUUCCUAAGUUAGGGGCUUAAAGAACUCGAUGUCAAUGUUCUAAUGUUAUUCAUGGGGGCGUAAGAAUUAGCUCAAA